ACUUCAUCAGAGUCAACGCAACGCCAAAUUAGAGGAUUGAGUGUAGGGGUAAGCGGCACAGAUCAUGUCUGAAAGAGCGAGCAUGCGGCCACAAUGCGAGGGUUCGGAGGCGCACAAACCUGACGACGCUCAUGCGCUAUGCAACUCGCACGGCACCUUCCUGUGCAUCCAGUGUCUUAUCGAGAAGCGCCAUCUAGAGGAGGGCACGUGCUCUGUGGUCGAUCUCCGGAAGUUGACUUCGCGGUUGGACCGCGCACGCAUACAGCGUCUCGUCCUCACCCAGAUGGCCACACGGCGGCUCGCGCAGAAGGAGGAUGCGGAACAACGCCUAGAAAAGGAAGGUGGGAACGUUGAGCUCGCCAUGGAGACAGCUCUCGAGCGCCUGAAAGAGAAACUGACCUUAAUGAAGGAUCAGAGCGUUGCUGCCAUGGCCGGCGACAUCGAACGCCGUCUAGCAAUGCCAGAAGUCCGUAAGGAGAGAGACGCGCUUGGAAAACUGAAAUCUACAUUGCAGGCGAGUAUUGACGCCCUACUUGUAGCCGACAAAACCGGGGCUGAUAUUUCCGGGAAGGACCUCCAGAAAUACAGGGAUCAGGAAAAGCAGGCGGCAUUAACAUUGAGGCAUUUGAAGAAAGACUUUUCGGGAGAUAUAGUGGCAAGGUUUGACCUGUCACCAAGUAUCAGUGAAAUAUUGUCAGGUCGAAUAAUGACGCUGGGAAAAGCUGCUUUUGAUUCUUCGCACAAGACUAUACGGCACCCAUAGCAACCGGAGUGACAACACACACAAAGUCGUUUAUUUGGUACGUGAAAUCAAAGUGGACACACUAUUUUAAGAUCAGGUUUAAUAUUAAAUGUUGUAUAUGUCAUUUAGAACCAUAGUGUGAUAGUUGCAGAAACUUUGUAUGAAAGUGUUUCCAUUUAAUUUAAUAGAUAUGAAUUCAAUCGCUU
This is a messenger RNA of Mya arenaria, 948 nucleotides long. RefSeq lists its product as uncharacterized. Bases 65 to 763 code for a protein of 232 amino acids. The record is from RefSeq and is a predicted model, not a curated record. Gene Ontology annotation, molecular function: zinc ion binding. The transcript has 2 exons. NCBI's taxonomy places the organism in Eukaryota, Metazoa, Mollusca, Bivalvia, Myida, Myidae.